ACAUCUCGAUUAACAGCGGUUAUAAUGUCAACAGACCAAUCUCAAUGAGUUCGGUUGGCAGUUUGAAGACGGUUUCAUUCGCAGUUGGUAUCUUUGCGGUGCCAUGUCGAUCAUUAGAAGCUUCUUGCUGCUGUCUCUCCUCUACGCUGUCGUCGUACACAAAUGCUUCUCGGCGCCUCUCGUCAUCCGGACGGGAAUCGAGAAAGACGAAACAGGUACGAUGUUUUUGAUGGAAGACGAGAUUCGCAAUCGAGCACUGCAAAAGAACAGUGAAAAAACUGAAUCUGAAAAACCGGCUGAAACGCAACAUGUCCUGCUGCAAUCCACGCAACCAAACGGCGCCGUUGCUGCAGCUGACGACAGGGACGAGGCAACUAUUCCACCGGACAACGAAGGGGACACUCAGACUAAAAUAGGAUCCAGUAAAGUUCAGGAAUCAGCUGCUAAAGCGGCGGGGGCGGUACUGGGGAAGGUCUUGGAACAGGGUCUCGCUGGUCUUCAAAAUUCCAAAGACCUGGCAGCAUUGGCAGCCGCAAAUGCGUUGAGAGUGCACGUCAAAUUGGACGAUGGAUUCGAGUCACAGGACGUACUGCAUCCAGGAAAUGUCGCGAUGGAUGCUAACUUCAUUAGAGACGACACUUCGAUGCAAACUCCAGGCUCACAAUCGAACCCGUUCUACUACAAAAAUGGCGUCGGCGGCCAAGUCGUCAACCACUGCUACGAAAGCGAUUAUCCGCCCGAAAACCCAUGCUUCGAGGGACUCUCGUCGGGUGUCGCUUGCACGAAUUUGCUUGACGGCGCUUCGUACAUUGGCACGGGAUUCGAUGGAAGGUCGGAGUACACCUCAGAGUCUCGUCGUGGCAGCCUCAUCCAGAGAGACUGCUCUGCCUCAUUUCAGUACGACACGCACAACGUGCCAAACAGCAUGAGCGUGCAAGGAAUCUACGACACACAAAUGUUCACGAUGGUGUUCGGUAGCGCCGAGGAAUACACCGAUUACCUGAUGGAGGAGUCGGGAGAGUCGAAGUCGUUCUUCAGAAAGUCGAAGAGCGUCACCAAAGCGUACGGAAUGUCGGAGAUUCACACCAAGAACUUGUACAUGGGCAUGGUGGUCAUAGACAUUGCCAGGUACGAGUUGUUUCUGGAUGCCAUUGGGCCCGACCAUCUCAACCCCGAGUUUCUCAAAGAUUUUAUGAGCUUGCCGUUACAAUACUACGCACCGGGAGCUCCGGACGUAUUACAGGACUUCGUUCUACGUUGGGGAACUCACUAUAUCAAAGCCAGUCCGUUCGGCGGUCAACUCGAAUUUCGCAAGGUCGGAUCCAGAGAGAUGUAUCAGAGUAAGGAGGAGUUUGCUGAGGAAAUCCGCGAGGACGUGGAGCGCUUUUUCCACAGCUACCACUCUGUAGAAUUCAACAAAGAGACAGUGGAAACGGGAAAGAUCACUGAAUGGGAGUCCAUGUCUCUAUCAGUGGCAGGAGGCGAGCAGGAGAUUGCUUCAGCUCUGGCUGACAUGUAUGCACCCGGAUUCAAGACAGCAUUUCUCUCUUGGCUCGACUCUCUAGCCAAGUAUCCUAAACCGUAUAAGUUUACCCUUGGACGUAUAACCGAUCUUGUGGACUUCAAAGAAAGUGAUCUCUUUCCUCAAGAAGAUGCUGAACAGAAAUGGGGCUGUGAGGCUAAGGAUGCGAAUGGUGAUUUAGAGUUUGAUGAAGAGAGGAACAUGCAUUAUUACAAUAUCAGUGUGGAGAUCACAAAGCCUGGUAUAAAUGCUACAACCGAGUGGGUGCCAAAGAGGAUCUACUGUCCUUACUUGGAUAGGAAAAUAUUGACACAUGAAAUACAACUGCGAAAGAAGGCCUUGGAAACAGCUGUAACUGUGUACUUAGAGGAGGGACCUCUGUCGACACGAUCUGUGUAUGUUCCACCUGGAGCUCUUAGCUGUAAGAGUGAUGAGGAAGAUGAAGAUUUUGUGCCAUUUGAUUGGGACGAUCUCAGUGGGCAGGGAGACAAGACUCUUAGGGUGGAAUUUGAUAUGUCAGAAUCAUUGCAGGGAUCGGGCGGUCUGUUAAUUCCCGAAAAAUCAGGUAGGGACAUAACAUUCCAUCGCAGCAGAUGGUACACUCAUGCUCCAGAUGGACUUCUUCAUCUCUACAACGGCUAUAACAAUGGCAACAGUGGUGAUUUGGGAUCCAGAAGACUCUCAAUGCUUGGUCUUGUUCUCAAUUAUGACGCUAACGGAGGCACCAUGUUUGUCUCUAUGGAUGGCUACAAUGACAGCACUCAGUGGCAUUCAAAGAGUUUGGAAUCUCGAAUCGGGGAAGCUUUAGCAAGAGCUUACUAUUUUGAAGGUGAUCCAGAUACUCUGAAAGAGAGGGAAUAUCCCUGUAAUGCACAAUGGUCGAACACUCGACGCAUGAAAUCCGAUCAGUGUCUUCACUUUUCCGCAGCCACAGCAGAAGCGAUCUUUGUAACUCUGGCAGCCAGUCCGGGUGAUAUCACCACAUGGUAUUACAUCAAGAUAUCAAUCAGCGAAGUGGCCAUAUAUAAGGAAAGAGAAAAGAAAGUCUCAACGAAGCAACUGGUAGCACUUAGCCUCGGAGACAGGACCCUGUUUCGAGACUUUGUCGUCUGCACUCACAAAGAAGAGACGAAUGAUGGAUACAUGCAGGUUCUGUAUGGCACCACAGCCACCAGUAGUGGAGACUCGGUUAUUUUGCUCCCCUUCUACGAUCCUGUGGAGGGGUCCAUCUCCAUCGAGUACUUUGGGUUUGGCAGCGGCAAUGAUGAUGUUCAGAUUGACGACAUCGAGUUGAGAGACUUCGAUGAAAGCACUCUCGUCUGUGUCAGAGAUGAUAAUGGACGCUGCAUUCCAAGAGAUUGUCCACCCGAGUGUGAUGCAGUGCUGGGUUGUCGUGAGGAGGAGCUCGAUGGUCAGUGGGUGUGCAACGAGUAGAAGAGAUCGACUACAAGUAGGUCUCCCUAUACUAAGACACAAAGUUUGACCUUUGCUGUUGCUGUUCCUGUUAUGUAGUAUCCUUCCUGCUUUAGCAUUUGCUUCUGCUGAGCGUAGGGAAAUGGAAAUGUUUGUGAGGUUUUGUGUCUGGCAGGUGUAGUGCUUGAGUAAUAUAAAUGUAGUCUGUCAUUGCAUUUGGG
Messenger RNA from Corticium candelabrum, 3156 nucleotides. RefSeq lists its product as uncharacterized. The record is from RefSeq and is a predicted model, not a curated record. NCBI's taxonomy places the organism in Eukaryota, Metazoa, Porifera, Homoscleromorpha, Homosclerophorida, Plakinidae. The transcript has 10 exons. Bases 104 to 2956 code for a protein of 950 amino acids.